CGCCCAGCGUCAGCGUCGUCGCAUGACACGUCUACCCGCCAUUUCUUCGACGAAAUGAGCCCACCCAGUGCACAUUUUACCUCGUCGUUGCCGCAUGGCUCGUCAAGCUCCUCGAUUCGUCCUGAUGCCUCCACCCCCCUCACGCCGGAGACCCAGACAAACGUCUCGCUGAGCGUCAACUACCUGCCAACCAAGUUUUCCAACACGUUGCUGCAGCCCGGGCCACGGAGACGGAAAGCAAAGGGCGUAGAGUUGAGUGUCCCCAAGCGAGGAGGAGGAGUUGAGGCAUUUAGGUCGGGAGAGGCGAGGAUGCCAGGUGAGACUGAUGAGGACUAUGAUGGCGUUACCGGCAGCUGGUUCGGUGGCAGGAGCGGCGGGUCGAGAUUCACCAAGAAACUGCGCUGGAACAGGUUCAAAUGGACGCUGUUCGUCGCGAACCUCGUCUUGACCUGCUAUUCCAUCGUCGGCCUCAUCUGCCUGCUGAUGACGUGGUUCAACAUCUGGUCGGACGCCGACAUCGUCCGUGUUGGCAACCGCUCAGAGCUCAUCGUCUCGACCAUCGCUGCGUGUCUGGGAAUACUGACUUGCAUCAUCGGAUGGGCGGGGAUUCUGCUCAACAACCGUUCCUUCCUCGCCGUGUAUACGUUCCUGCUCUGGGUCGUGUUUGCGUUCAACACCGCGCCGGGAUACAUCACCUACAAGCGCCGGGAGCUCAAUCUCGAGGGCAAGAUCAACCAGCAGUGGUCCCAGGAUCUCGGUUCGGAGGGCAGGCAGCGGAUUCAGAACCAGCUGGGGUGCUGUGGGUACUAUAGCCCGUUCGUCGAGGCGACGGUCUCUCAGACGUGUUACUCUCGCUCGGUAUUGCCAGGAUGCAAGCUCGACUAUCUCAAGUUCCAGCGUCGGGUGCUCAAGCGGUGGUACACCGUCAGUUUCAUCCUUGCCGGCCCACAGCUUUUGAUCGUCAUCGCUGGACUGCUCUGCUCGAAUCAUGUCACGUACAGAUUUGGGAAGGGGAUGAUGCCCAAGGCGUAUCGACUGAGCAUGAACAGUAUGGCGGUCAUUAUGGAUAAUUAUGCAAACAAAUUGGCAGAACAAUAUGGGGAGGAUGUGGCGACGGAUGUCAUCUCACGCUCUCGGUCGAACCUUCACCUUGACGGUGGUAUGGUUAGCAUGCCGUAUGCCUCCGUGGCGCCUUCGUUUGCCACGCAUAACAAAUACGACUCUGUGGGGUCCAGGCCACCGCCGGAGGCACAUUAAACCAACUUUAUUACUCAUGGGACUGUGGACAUUCAUUGGACAAAUUUUCACUUGGCUUAUGUUACAUGUACCAGCAUUUUGAUACCCACAUUCUUUUCAUGGAACGUUCUGCCUGUUCAAUUGUUCUGCUAGAAUACAUAGCUGUCUUCGCUAACGCGGUGGAGUUACGGUGAUGAGCACCUCGGGGUUGAAAAGUGGCUCAAGACAGUAUGAUGAAGGUGGGGCAGGAAGUGUGGGUACUGAGAAUUGUUGUAGGGUACUGUUCCCUCCGGUUUACUUCGAUUAUUUCUUGAUGCCUUCGUCUUCUCUUCCCCUUUUCUUCUAUGUAAUUCAUUGUGAUUUGUUACUGAGUCGUCUGACUCGCGCUGUAUUAUUACUGGGUAAGAGUCAUAAUUCUGUAGUAUAUGAGAAUGUAGCUACGUAGUAAAAUAGCAUAGUUCGAUCUUGCCCACAGAAAUCGGGUACUGCCU
Guyanagaster necrorhizus is the source of this 1727-nucleotide messenger RNA. RefSeq lists its product as uncharacterized. Bases 55 to 1257 code for a protein of 400 amino acids. The transcript is spliced from 2 exons. Gene Ontology annotation, cellular component: membrane. The record is from RefSeq and is a predicted model, not a curated record. Lineage: Eukaryota; Fungi; Basidiomycota; Agaricomycetes; Agaricales; Physalacriaceae.